Benincasa hispida (wax gourd) is the source of this 2095-nucleotide messenger RNA. RefSeq names its product methyl-CPG-binding domain protein 02 (gene MBD02). The record is from RefSeq and is a predicted model, not a curated record. Gene Ontology annotation, molecular function: zinc ion binding; DNA binding. NCBI's taxonomy places the organism in Eukaryota, Viridiplantae, Streptophyta, Magnoliopsida, Cucurbitales, Cucurbitaceae.
UGUUUUUAGAUUAAAACCCAUUUUCCAAAUUCCACCAACGAAUCCUCCUCCUCCUCCUUCUCUUCUCAACGUCUAUCUGCAAAAAAUCCUCUCUCCCUCUUCUACUUUCCCUUUUCCCGAGGCCUUACCCAUCAUUACAACACCAAAAUUCCCACACCCCAUUUCCCAUUUCCCCCAGUUCUUCUGCAUUUUCCAUCUCCCACCUGCCCAUUUCCUCGAAAUCAACGCAUUUCAUCUCCUCUUCCUCUCCUCUGAUUCUAAAUUUGUGUAAUCUCUUCUUUCUCCUCUGUUUUUUUUUUCUUUUAUUGUUUUGAUUUCCUUCAUUAGAUUCUGUUGGUUUGUUUUUGUUGGGUAUUUGAAUCAAUUUGAGGGGAAUUGUGUUUAGAAUUGAAGAUUUUGUGGGAUUGAAGGUUUGGAUAGAUUGGAUAAUAUUUUGGGUUUGGGUGUUCUUUUUCUUUUUUGUUUUUCGAUGAUGGGAGAGUGUGUGGAUCUAUGGUGGAGGUGGGAUGGUGUUAUGGUUCCGAUCGAGAUAAGAAUUGAAUGAUCUCAUGAGAUUGAUGUAAUUUCUUUUUUGCUCUUUGAUUAUGAAGCUGGAGGGAAAUUAUGGCAGGGUUUUGGAUCAUGGUAUGAUGUGGUUAAAGCACUGAUAAAAUUACCAGUAUGGUUGGUGGGGAAGAAAAUGACUUAAAUGAGCCAAGUUUGUCAAAUGGCCAAGAAACUCCACGUCAAGAUGUUAGAGCUGUUUCUUCCUUUUCAUCCUCUUUGUCAUCCUCUUCGUUUGAGAACGAGUUACACGAGCCUAGGAACGAGAAUGCCCAAUCUCAAUCUAAUGAAAAUCCCUCUAGGAACAAGAAUGCCCAAUCUCAAUCUAAUGAAAAUCCCUCUCGUGAACUGGUUCUAUACGACUCUUCUGCUAAUGAUGGAGGUGCAAAUGAACCUGUAUCCACACCUGUUGAGCAUCAGCGUCCACCACUUCUUGGACACUUGACUCCCAAUUCUUCUAGAGUCUUACCGUCAGUAGGGGCCUUUACUGUACAGUGUGCAAGCUGUUUUAAAUGGAGGCUCAUUCCAACGAAGGAAAAAUAUGAGGAAAUACGUGAACAUCUGUUAGAGAAACCUUUUUACUGUGAAACUGCUCGUGAGUGGCGGCCUGAUAUCUCUUGUGAUGAUCCUGCUGACAUUACUCAAGAUGGUAGUAGGCUUUGGGCAAUUGACAAGCCGAAUAUAGCACAGCCUCCUCCUGGCUGGCAAAGGCUACUACACAUCAGAGGUGAAGGAAGCACCAAGUUUGCUGAUGUGUAUUACAUUGCACCAUCAGGCAAGAAGCUUCGUUCGAUGGUGGAUAUCCAGAAAUACCUGAUUGAACAUCCAGAGUACCAAACAGAAGGUGUAUCCAUGACACGGUUUUCAUUUCAAAUCCCAAAGCCUCUGCGGGAAAAUUAUGUGAGAAAGCGGCGUCCCAAUAUGAAUGCUUCAUGUGACGGUUCUAAGCUUGAAUCUGGUGGAGUGCAUCCAAUAUCAUGGGCUCGUCCAGACGAUUCUACUGCACUGCAGCUUGGAAAGCCGGGGCUCUCGGAACUGCUUUUGACUGCACCGGUUGACAAUCCCAUCACUCGACCGGUAAAGAAGGUGAAAAGAGCUCUAGCAAGGGAGAUGCGUAGAAGUUCUCUUGCAUCGACGGAACCUCCUGCUGUAAAGUUGGAACGUUGCUUUGAUAAAUAUGAAAAGUGAUCUUGUAUUUUAUUCCUUGUUUUGUUGCAUUACAUGGUUUCAUCAAAGUGGAAAAGGAGAUGUAACUCAAAAAGAUGACAAAAGGAGGAAUUUUGGAAAGGAAACUGUAACAGAGCAUGUAUAUUAUCAUCAUAACCUUUUAUAGGGUAAUUUUUUGCCCUUGUUUGUUUGGUUUAGUUAAACAACACACGCGUGGGGUAUAUGGCCUUAUAUCAGUUGAGUUAUAUUCUAUCUUCGGAUAGAGAUAACAUGAAGAGAACAAGAGGGAAAAACAUGCAUACUGUGAAGAAUGUAACUGAAGAUUCUACCUCAAAAGUCUUGUAUCAUAUGAAUUUAAAAAUUCAACCCUCAAAUUAUUUUCAAA